CUACAAACUCACAUAAUCAUGACUGCCAUGCGGGUGGAUGCUAAGGUGGUCAUGCUUGGCAAAGAGAGUGUGGGUAAAACCAGUCUGGUGGAGAGAUACGCACAUCGCCGGUUUCUUGUGGGACCAUAUCAAAAUACUAUAGGGGCUGCAUUUGUUGCGAAAGCCCUCAAUGUCGGAGACAAGGUGAUUACUCUGGGAAUAUGGGACACUGCUGGGUCUGAACGCUAUGAAGCAAUGAGCAGAAUUUAUUACAGAGGAGCCCGUGCUGCCAUUAUCUGCUAUGACUUAACUGACAGCAGCAGUUUCGGAAGGGCCAGGUUCUGGGUGAAGGAGUUACAGAACUGUGAAGAGAACUGCAAGAUAUAUUUGUGCGGCACCAAGGGGGACCUCAUUGAAACCGAUCGAAGUAUGCGCCAAGUAGACUACCAUGAUGUUCAAGACUUUGCAGAUGAAAUAGGUGCACAACAUUUCGAGACCUCCAGCAAAACAGGAAAAAAUGUUGAUGAGGUGUUUCAGAAAGUGGCUGAAGAUUUCAGUAGCUAUGAUUUAGAGUUCAUGCAAGAGGAGAAGGGAGUGGAUCUUGGGAAAAAGAAGGACUCUUAUUUUGACAACUGCUGCCAUAACUGACAUAUCACUGGAAAAAAACUGCUGUAUCAUAUGAUCUGUUUUGGAAUGACUGGAGGCUCACCAUCUUUUAUACUCCUAAAAAUAUCAGCUGGAUUUUUUUCUUUUAUAAUUUUUUUCCCCAGUGUGCAGUAUGUUGAUGGGGUUCUUGGAAAUUAAGAACAUGAAACAUUCCACUUUUUCCUGUGUUCAAGCAAUUAACUCUUUUUUUUUCUUGAACAUGUUUUUUUUUUUUUUUUUCGUACCUGAGAAUGUUGACUGAGGCAAAUAUUAACAAGUGCAUGGCAAUCCGUUUUACCAAAAAGAAAAAACACAAAGCAAGCUUUAGGGACAGACUGCACAUUGCAGGUUAUUGUUGCCAAUUUUAACAAACAAUGCCUUGAGUGAUUAAUCAGUGAUUUUUAUUAUUGAAUGUGUCUCCAUUUUAUAGAUAUUUUGAGGAUCUUAAUGUUUUCAGCCUUCUUUUAUCACACUGCACUCAUGUAUGAAGAAUUAAUUUCAUAUGUCCACACUAAACCGGAGCCAUUUGCAGUUUUCACAAAUCUGAGACCAGUUCAAACAUUUUUCUUGGAAUGAUAAAGAUUUAAAAGUCAGAAAAAGUCAGUUUCCAAUUAUAGUAUUCUUGAAUUGUUAUGAAGCUGAAAAGUUGAUGUCAAGAGUUACUGGAGUCUUUUAUAAUAUCAUGGUAAAUUUGAUAUCUGGAAGUAUCAACUCCACAACAACAAAAAUGUUUCACACACAAGGUUUCACAACACAAAAGUUUCACUUAGUUUGCAAUGUUUGAUAAUGGAGCCCAUAGCUUCCUGUAUCGUGGUUGUCCAUUAUUUGCAGUUGACUGUCUGACAGGUCUUUACCAUGUUCCAGAAGCGAGUCAAUGUGCAGCAUUUGAUGAAUGGGAUGUUAAUGUUUACAGUGUUAUUUUUAUUAUUAUUUAAUUUUACUUCAAUGCAAUUUGGGUAAGAUUUUGUAAAUUGGUACACUAAGUUGUCAGUUGUGAACAUGUUUGUGUGACUUUGUACAUACAGCUUUAGUUCACUCUCAGUUCAUAUUGUGCCUGUAUUAAAUACUGCUCAACAGGCCUGUAGCUAAAAAUAUGGUUGGCAUAUUUUACAUGUCAGUCCAAAGAGAUCAUAUUUUUUGUCACUGGAUGUCCUACAGGAAAGAAGGACAAUAUUACGUUACUUUAUUACAUUUACUGUGAAAUUACAUUAAGAUUAUA
Messenger RNA from Carassius carassius (crucian carp), 1843 nucleotides. RefSeq names its product ras-related protein Rab-24-like. The record is from RefSeq and is a predicted model, not a curated record. Gene Ontology annotation, molecular function: GTPase activity; GTP binding. The transcript has 8 exons. Bases 19 to 627 code for a protein of 202 amino acids. NCBI's taxonomy places the organism in Eukaryota, Metazoa, Chordata, Actinopteri, Cypriniformes, Cyprinidae.